Messenger RNA from Lampris incognitus (smalleye Pacific opah), 3940 nucleotides. It is a transcript of the gene crfb1, whose product is annotated as cytokine receptor family member b1. The coding region runs from base 460 to 2058 and encodes 532 amino acids. Gene Ontology annotation, molecular function: protein binding. The transcript has 7 exons. Lineage: Eukaryota; Metazoa; Chordata; Actinopteri; Lampriformes; Lampridae. The record is from RefSeq and is a predicted model, not a curated record.
CGAAGGACAUCAUUCGCUCUCCUGGCGUCGCAGUGGGCGUUCGGAAUAAACUCGUGACUUGUGGAAACUCCCGGGUCACGCUUCCUAGGUGGAAGGGAUUGAAUCCUCUGUCAACCGCCUGCGUAAUAUAUAUAAUAGAUAUAGGUAUGCCCUUGAUCGUUUCGCUUCCUUAAUUUGGACGCAACCGGACGACGGAGCUGUUCGGAGAGAGACAGAGAGAAAGAAAGCUAUGGCCGAGUCUUAUUUACCAUCCGUGGAAACUGCUGUUGCUCGCUCUAAAUCGGUCCGAUAGGCAUGCGUUUUUCUUUCGUUACCGACAAUAUAAAGUAGUAUACGUACAUUGGCAGAUCCCCGAAUAGAUAGCCGCUACGAGGAAAGAACCAACUUGCUGUCGUUAUGAAACUGACUGUUGAAAUCAUUAGCAAAGUCCACUGCCUUCGGAUGUUAUGAAAAAGAGAGAUGAACGCUUUACUCACCGUCCUUUACCUCAUGAUAGAGCUUUCCAAAGAAGUGAGCCCCCCUCCUGCUCCGGUGAACUUGUACGUCGACUCUCACAACUUCCAUCAUGUCCUGUCCUGGGACCCGGGGCCUGGCACACCACCAGGAACACAGUACAUUGUCUUCAGCAAAGUCAACAAGAAGAAGCGGCAAAUGCAUAAUCCUGCCAACACUACGACAAGCUGCAAACUGAAGCUGAGAAUUCAUAUGAAAUACCACCUUUCUGUCCAAGCAUAUCACAACCAGUCACUGUCUCCGGAGUCCGAUCCUGUAUUCUUCACCCCGUUUAAAGACACUAAAAUCCAAGCUCCAACAGUGUCAUUGUCCGGGUGUGGCAACUGUUUGCUAGUUAAAGUUUUGCUGCCUAAGACUGACAAAAGUUCACAAGUUGAUAUCCUGCAGGUCUAUAAUGCUUUAAUUAGGAUUUCCUGGAAAAAGGCAAGAGAAGAAAAGGCCAUGUUUAAAGAUACCUCCAAUACCACGUUUACUCUUGAUUACUUGGAGACUGGAAUCGAGUAUUGUGUACAAGUACACAUAAUGAUUCAUCUCAACAAAAAUACUAUGCCAUCAAAUUGGAUGUGCGAAUUCACUAGUGCCCCAGAACCAAACAAAGUCCCUGCUGUUGGUGGUGUGGCUGCUACCCUAAUUAUUGUUGGAGGUACCCUGAUAGCUCUCACAAUGAGCUUGGCAUACACCGGUGUCCUGUGUAAACUGAAAACCCAUGUGCCCAGGAUACUAUUGAAUGCUGUGGUCCACGGCUACGUCCUUAGGCCAGAGAGGACCAUCCCUGACCUGGUCUCUAUCAGCUCUGAACCAGAUGAACAAAGGAGGAUCCCAGCUCACAGGCCAAUACCCCAUUCCACUGAAGGCCCUACCUCCAAGCAAGAAGAGGAUGAUGAAGAGGAGGAGGAAGAAGACAAGGAAACACUCUACUGGGACAGAGCAGACAGAAGUUCCUCCCGUGAUACGUCGGGACUAAGUGCACCGGCUGUCCCAGGGGUUUCUGGGAGUUCAACUGUCAGAUCAUCAGCUGAGGUUGAGCAAGUGGUGCUUGCUACAGGCUUGCCGCCGAGGGGUUGUAGUCAGGCAGAGACUGAAGGUGAGAGAGUAAAAUUGUCUUUCAUGCCAAAUGAGGACCAACCUGUUACUGGGGAGGUAGAUGAAGACGAACAGGGGAGAGAAGUGAUGGAGGAAGAGAACUCAAGUAAUGUCAACCUGCUCUCAGUGACCUUGGGGUCACCUUGGAGAGAGAGCGAGGAAGACGAAGAGGAGGGGCAGAGCAAUAAAUCCUCCAUGUCAGACUUUUUCAAACUGCCUGAACAGCAGCCUUUACUUUCCACAAGUUUACAGAGAACUUUAAGCAGUACAAAACAGCAAAGUGAAACGCAACCUAGUGAUCAGACACUGCUGGUAUCAAUGCAAGAGACUGGAUGUGAGAGUAGACCUCAAGACAAUACAGACACAUUCCCUGGCUACCUUGUGGCCUGCACUGUUGGCACACAGCCUGAACAGUCAGAGGAAGACGAGGAGGAAGAAUUCUCAGGAUACAUGGGACGCUGACAUGCAUGUUGCACAGAUGUUUGUCUCCGUAUAUUUGUAAUGCAUAUGCAUGGAAAUGUAGUCGUUCAUUAAUGUUCAUUCUUAUAUCAACUCACUAUCAACCCAUCUUCUUUUCUAACUGAGCUUAGAGCUGCGUUUGCAACAUAUCCUAGUAGUCAUUGGGUGGCAGGCAGGGAGACACCCUGGACAGGCCGCCAGGCUAUCACAGGUGGGUUUUCAUUACUGGGAUUCCUGGUUUUUGGAAAAACUAUAUAAAAAUGGUGCUAAUUACUGAUUGGUCAUCUCUUAAUUAUGGGCAUAGAUAUGCAGACUGCACAUAAACAAAUGUUCACAAACGCACAUUUUAUUAUUCAAUUAAAUCGCAGCCUUUUGCGGUUAUAUAAUUGCACAGGCUGACAUCGCAAUUGUGAUUCAAUUAAUCGUCCAGCACUACUUUAUGUCCCCCGCAAGGGAGAUUUUCCUGGACUCAAUGUUGCUGCAUUUAACAGAGACCACAAAUUACACAGGCAUACAACAGAGCCAACCAUAUUCAGUACAAAUGUACUUGCAAAGUGCUACAAUACAAACAAGAUAUUGCAAAGCUUGUCCAAAAAAUGUAGAUGUGAGCAACAUAAAGCCAUUUACAACAGCAGAAAGCAAUAUUGUCAUCGAUGGUGUAGAAGUAAAUAACGCUCUUGAUUCAGUGAUCCGUGUGCACACAGAUAAAGAACAAAGGCAUGUACUUAGUGUGACAUGAUGUAACCGUCUGUCUUGUACCACCUUUGCGCUUUUUGUAAUAUCCUGCUGUCCUUGUACAAUGAAUGUCAAGUCAAGUCAAUUUUAUUUGCAUAGCCCAAUAUCACAAAUUACAAGUUUGCCUCAAGGGGCUUUACAGCAACACAUUAAAAGUUUUUUUUUCCAAGAUAAUGAAACUCUUUAUCAAAAUGUUUGCUCUGAGAGAUAUAUGAUGAUGUGAUAUAUGUAAUUUAUAAUAUGUAAUUAUAUAUAUGGUAUAUAAUAAUAUAUCUAUAUAUUAUAUUGCAAGGGUCAUCAAGGCGGCCCAGCAUAUCACCAGUAUCCAGCUCCCAGCCAUAAAAUACAUUUAUCACAAAUGCUGCCUUUGAAGGGGUCUCAGCAUCAGCAGAGAUCCCACCCACCCCAACCAUGGACUGCCCCCGUGCUCUGGGAGGCACUACAGGAGCCUCAGAGCCCACACUACCAGGCUCAAAAACAGCUUCUUUUCUCAAGCUGUUACCCACCUGAACCUGGCUACCCCACUGAUCAUCUGUAAAUAUGUGUAUACUUGUCUUCAUCUCUUAUACUAUAUUUGCUAUGUUUGUCUAUGUCUGACUUGCUCUGUUUGGCGAAGCCACAGCCCUUCUUUCAUUUUUAACAUGUGCCUGUACAUUGUUUUUAAUGACAGUAAAUUGAAUUGAAUAUCCAUCUAUCCAUCCAUCCAUUAUCCAAACCGCUUACCCUGCUCUCAGGCUUGCGGGAAUGCUGAAGCCUAUCCCAGCAGUCAUUGGGCGGCAUGCAGGGAAACACCCUGGACAGGCCAUCACAGGGCAGCCCCCCCACCUUUCUUUUCCCCUCAGUUGUAUCCGGCCAAUUACCCCGCUCUUCCGAGCCGUUCCAGCUGCUGCUCCACCCCCUCUGCCGAUCCAGGGAGGGCUGCAGACGACCACAUGCCUCCGCCGAUGUAUGUGGAGUCACCAGCCGCUGCUUUCCACCUGGCAGUGAGGAGUUUCGCCAGGAGGACGUAGCAUGUGGGAGGAUCAUGCUAUUCCCCCCAGCCCCCAACAGGCGCCCCGACUGAUCGGAGGAGGCACUAGUGCAGCGACCAGGACACAUACCCACAUCCUGCUUCCCACCCGCAAACACGGCCAUUGUGUCUGUAGGGACG